AUGAUCAUGAACAAACCAAGAGAUAUAUAUAAUGAACUAUACAAACUACGAAGUGAUAAUCAACAUUCUUCAGAUGACAACAAUGAUGAAGAUGAUUCAGAAUCACAGAUUGAAAACAUUGAAGAUGAAUAUUAUUAUUCUAAUGAUGAAGUAGAAAAUCAAUUACGAAUAGAUUUAGAAAUAUCAGAAUUAAUGAAUAAUUCAACAACUUUAAAUCAAUUUAAUAAGAAAUAUAAUGAAUUAAAAGAUGAAAGUUUACGUAAAUUUUAUCAAAGAAAUCAAGAAAUUUUCAAUAAAUAUAGUCAAAUUGAUGAUAGUAAAGAAAGUGAUGAAAUUGAUAUAUUAACAGGUGAAAUAAUUACAAAUAAUGGACAUUUAGAUCGAAUAUCUGGUAAUGAUAAUGAUAAUAAUAAGAAUAUUUGGAGAGUUGAUUAUAAUAGAUAUUUAAAAGAAUCAGAACAAGAACUUGAUGAUGAAAAAUCAAUGAAGAAGAUAGUUAAGAAAUUGGAUUUAUUUAAUGGGAAAGGAAGAAAUAUGGAUGAUGGUGAUGAUGAUGAUGAGGUGAUGAAAUUUUCACCAACUAAAGGGAAAGUACCUAGUGGAUUGGAAACUGAAGAAUCACCUAUAAAGAAAAGAAAACUUAAUACAAUAAUUCAACAAUCAGUGUCAGACGAUGACGAAUCAGAAGAUGAUGAUGUUGAUGAUGAUACUGGAGAUUAUUAUUAUGAAUCAAUAAUUGUUAAUGAUAGAGAUAAGCCAUUCAAAUUACUGAAGAAGAAAUUAGAUUUAAAUCUACCUAAAUUAUCAUCAAAUAAUAAACCAAUAUUACUACCCAAUAAUUUACAAAAUGAUAUAUCAUCAUCAACUGAAUCAAUUGAAGAAAUGCAACAUCCAUUACAAAAUAACCAGAUUGAAUCAUCUUCAGAAACUGAAGAUUUCCCAUCUUUGGAAUCAUCACCUUAUCCAAUACACCAGAAGAAUUCAUUUGAUGAAGAAUAUCAAAUCAUUGAAGAUCCAUUGGCCUAUCUCCUAUAUCCCAAAGAAGAUGAACAAGAUACGUUAAAGAUAUAUCAAUGUGCAUUUAAAAAGUCAUGUAAAUAUUGUACUGGGAAUAAAAAACUAUAUGAAGAUCAUUUAUUACAUUCCCAUUCUUUUCAACUAUCUAAAUUAGGAUAUCCCAUAUCAAUUUCUACAACUACCACUUCAGAAGAAUCAAAUAUUGAUGGAAUUGAUUUUAUAAAUUUAUUUAAUGAUUUUCCUAAAAAAAUCAACUUACCCAAAGAAUCUAAAAUAUUUUCAUGUGAUAAUGAAAUUGGAAUAAAUGGUUCAAGAUGUCAAAAAUAUUAUUUGAAUGAAAAAUUAUUAAAUGAACAUAAAUUAAAACUUGAUGAUUGUUCAAUAAAGAAAUUGGUUUUAUUUUGUCCUAUUUUAGGUUGUGGUUAUAUGACUGAUUGUGGAUAUAAUGAUUGGAGAAAUCAUAUGAUUGAAUCAAAUCAUGCCUCACUACCCUCAUUUACAUUAACAAAUGUAAAGGAUAAAGACGAUGAUGAUAACGAGAGACUAAGAAGAAGAGGAAGGAUUGUGGAAAAUCGUACAAGACAUGUUAAUGUUGAUGUACCAAAAUUUACCAAUCUUGAAAAGAAAAUUGAUUUGAAAUUUAUUGAAUCAGGUAAUGAACCUACAAUUGAUGAAUUAUUCAAAUGA
Messenger RNA from Candida tropicalis MYA-3404, 1704 nucleotides. RefSeq lists its product as uncharacterized. Gene Ontology annotation, molecular function: protein heterodimerization activity; histone binding. Gene Ontology annotation, cellular component: nucleus. The transcript has a single exon. Lineage: Eukaryota; Fungi; Ascomycota; Pichiomycetes; Serinales; Debaryomycetaceae. The record is from RefSeq and is a predicted model, not a curated record. The coding region runs from base 1 to 1704 and encodes 567 amino acids.